Messenger RNA from Laetiporus sulphureus 93-53, 1583 nucleotides. Its product is annotated as enolase C-terminal domain-like protein. NCBI's taxonomy places the organism in Eukaryota, Fungi, Basidiomycota, Agaricomycetes, Polyporales, Laetiporaceae. Gene Ontology annotation, molecular function: L-fuconate dehydratase activity; magnesium ion binding. The transcript is spliced from 8 exons. The coding region runs from base 49 to 1455 and encodes 468 amino acids. The record is from RefSeq and is a predicted model, not a curated record. Gene Ontology annotation, biological process: amino acid catabolic process; carbohydrate catabolic process.
GUCGUGACCCACCGACCCUCCUCUUUUCACACCUGCUCACAGGCUGCUAUGCCCAUCACCAUCACCGGAUAUGAGACGCACGAUGUCCGCUUCCCCACCUCCCUCACGGGAGAUGGUACGGAUGCCAUGAACACGGAGUGCGACUACUCCUCGGCGUACGUGACACUGUUGACCUCGUCCAGUCUCGUCGGCUACGGUAUGACCUUCACCAUCGGCCGCGGAAACGACAUCGUCUGCAUGGCGAUCAAGGAGCUUGCGAACCGGUUGGUGGGCAAGGACGUUGAGAAGCUCUUCAGCAAUAUGGGCAAGACCUGGGAAUACCUCUGCGCGGAUCCUCAGCUACGUUGGAUCGGCCCGGAGAAGGGAGUUAUUCACAUCGCGCUCGGUGCGGUGGACAAUGCGCUCUGGGACAUGUACGCUCGCUUCCGGAACAAGCCACUGUGGAAACUCGUCGUGGAUAUGACGCCUGAGGAGCUCGUCAGUGCGACAGCCUUCCGCUACAUCACAGAUGCGAUCACAAAGGAAGAGGCCCUCGCGAUGCUCAAGACAAAGGCCGCGACCAAGGCCGAGCGCGAGGCGACGGUGCGCGAGGUCGGCUAUCCCGCAUAUGUGACCUCCGCGGGCUGGCUCGGAUACAGCGACGAGAAGAUUGCGCGGCUCACGCGCGAGGCCAUAGAGGCGGGCUUCAACCACUUCAAGAUGAAGGUCGGCGCUGACCGCGACUCAGACCUGCGCCGCGGGAAGAUCAUCCGCUCGAUCAUUGACGACCCUCAGUACCUUCCCGCAGGCAAGAAACCGCGCGAUCCCAACAGCCCAGAGCUCGUCGGAAAGAACGCAGGCCCGACGGGCAGCGUGCUCAUGAUCGACGCGAACCAGGUGUGGGACGUCCCCGAGGCGAUCGAGUAUGUCAAAUACCUGGCGGAGAUCAAGCCUUGGUUCAUUGAGGAGCCCACUGCGCCCGAUGACGUCCUCGGGCACGCUGCUAUCCGCAAAGCGUUGAAGCCCUACGGCAUCGGCGUUGCGACUGGCGAGCACGCACACAACCGCAUGAUCUUCAAGCAGCUCCUGCAGGCAGAAGCCAUCGACGUCUGCCAGAUCGACUCAUGUCGUCUCGGUGGUGUCAGCGAGGUACUCGCUGUGCUACUCAUGGCCGCGAAAUUCGGCGUUCCCGUCUGCCCACACGCGGGCGGUGUCGGUCUCUGUGAAUAUGUGAUCCAUCUCAGUCUAAUCGACUACAUCGCCAUAUCCGGCUCGAUGGAGCGCAACGUGCUCGAGUUCGUCGACCACUUACAUGAGCAUUUUCUCUAUCCUUGCUCGAUUAACAAGAACGGGCGCUACAACGUUCCAAACAAUCCUAAGGAGGGCUAUAGUAUUGAGAUGCGCAAGUCAAGUAUCGCUGAGUUUGAGUUCCCGCAUGGAUCAUACUGGGUGAAAGCUAGAUCCAAGGGCCAGUGAUCAUGGAGCUGGGUAUGAUAGUAGUAUGAGUAGGAGAAAAUUGUUAGCCGUCUUAUGAUGGCCUGUACUAGUAUUCAUGUUGUCUCAUAUAUCCGGCUCACACCCUACUACGGAAACUGUCAGCAUGC